Molecule: messenger RNA, 1556 nt
Organism: Protomyces lactucae-debilis
Lineage: Eukaryota; Fungi; Ascomycota; Taphrinomycetes; Taphrinales; Protomycetaceae
Exons: 1
Coding region: 175-1419 (414 amino acids)
Source: RefSeq, a predicted model, not a curated record
ACAGGCUCAAACAUACCCGCCAUCUUCUGUGUACAAAUGACUCACCAGCACCGGCCAUUCUGGUGACACAGAAAACAUAUAAGGAACCCAAAGUCUGCCCUUUUGCCAUUCUCUUCUUCCCUAUAACCACACCUUCAAAAGAUCUUGAUCUUCUACUUUGCCUAUUCCCACAAGAUGAACGCACUGUCUGAGAUUGCUGUUAACCACGGCCUGGCUCGCGAGGACUCACCCUCCUCUCGUCGCCAGAAGCUCUUUGAUACCGAAGGUGGGACUGCUAAAGGCCCGGGAGGAGCUCCCCAAAACAUGGACUCACGCCUGCAAAGCAAGGCCAUCCCUACAUAUCCCUUCUACCAACUGGCAUCGCCAUCUGCCUUCUCUAUCUCUUCCAUCGCCUCUGUCCAACCUGUUCAAGAGGAUGUUCUGCCUUUCACCUCCACUGACACUACCACUACCACUUCUACUUCCGCUUCUACUCACUUUCCCGUGACGCCAUACAACUCCAACUUGCUUGGUGACAGCAUGCUCUCGUUUUAUUCCUUGGCAAGUGGCAACGAUGCUACUCCAUUCCAGUCUGCCAUCACGCUGGUCGAGGAUUCGCCUCGCCGUCGUUCGUGGGCCGAGAGUUUUCUUUCCUUGUUCCAUAUGAACGAGAAGCUGCCUGUCGAGCCCGAGGCGAUUGCGAAUCCUUACAAUGGUUUCUGGCGCUCAACGUCCACCAUCGCCAUCGACAAUACCUUAGAGGAAGCUGGAGAUGAGGACGAUGAUGACGACGACCUAUCUGUCUACGAUGACGACUUCCUACUCUAUAGCGAUGUGGAUGAUUUCACCACGAUGACUAGCAUCUCGGCACUUCCUGCCCCUAGUUUACGCACUCGGCCUUGGGUUGACAGCUAUCUGUCGCUUCUCCAGCCAUGCGAGCCCCGCGUAAUCCCAAACCAUAGCGAGAACACAACCACCCAACAGCCUAGUGGCCCUGAAUUCCGCUAUCCCGUGCCAGUCUGGCUUGGGCAAUACAUUGCAGUAGCCCGCAUAGCCCAACCAGAUGUUGCAAUUGAUGAACUGAUUGAGCUGUAUGAGGCAUCCAAGUUCAUGCUCGAUGAAAAUGGAGAUCCACUAAAGAUGCUCCCUGCAGAAGCGUUGCUCGAGCCCACUUCCAAAAGGCGUGGCUGGAGGAGGGCAUUGAAGAAGGCGGCCGAGAAGGUCUGCGCCAGACUCACCCAAAAGAAGAGGACACUAAAGACGUCUGCAGCAGACAGAGUGUCUUUUGAGAACGGCCCGCUCGAGCUUGAGCAGGAGCAGGAGCAGGAGCAUGAUGAAAAGGUUGAGCAUAAUCCUGCCAAGCUGAGGAAACAAAGAAACUUGGCACACAAGAUUGGAUCGCUCUUCAAGAGCAAAGCCAAACGAUCGUCAAACGCUUGAGCGUCGCGAUACUGCUGGGGUUUUCGUCCAGACUAGUGGCAGAAGCUUUCAUUGUGGUUCAGUUGUUGCAUCUUAUUCCUGUUGCGAGCGUAGAUGUUUUGUUUCUAGUGUGUUCAUCACCGUGUUUUAGCGUAGAC